This is a messenger RNA of Chroicocephalus ridibundus (black-headed gull), 3377 nucleotides long. It is a transcript of the gene TSPAN32, whose product is annotated as tetraspanin 32. Lineage: Eukaryota; Metazoa; Chordata; Aves; Charadriiformes; Laridae. The coding region runs from base 621 to 1325 and encodes 234 amino acids. The transcript is spliced from 9 exons. The record is from RefSeq and is a predicted model, not a curated record. Gene Ontology annotation, cellular component: membrane.
CUGGGGACAAGCAGCCAUGGGACUGAGGUGCGGGAUGAGGACCACCAAGUGCCAGCUGCUGGUGACCAGCCUCUGCGUCAUGGCGGAGGGCAAGCAAAACCAACUGCCUGGGUUAUCGCUGCGCCCUGGGUCGUUAUCGCUGGCCGCCAGCAUCACCCCCCCUCUGCUGAUAGACUUCUGGUUUCUCAGGGCUGUCACGCCGCUGCAGCCCUUUCACAACCCGGUGGCCACCUCGAAGGAGAAAGGAAAGGUCGCUGCCGGCAGAAUGAGGGGUUUUCAGCAAAAAAGCUACUUGCUCCCGUCUCCUUGCAGCAAAAGAGGGAGGAUGGACCUGCUGCACUUGUUGCUGUGAGGGUGGUCAGCUGCAGGUGGGAUCAGUGAGGAUGUGAAACUGCAAGGCUUCGAUGGAAGUACAUGUGAGACCUGUGGACCUGCACUGCGAAGCAAAGGCAGUUCUAGGGAUCCUUUUCUUAUCAGCUUUUGAAGCAAAUUCAAGGGGAGCCUUUUGGCUUCUGCUGUUAGAGCUGGUGGGAAAUGGUGGAAACUGGGGAAUGCUUCUGCUGGAUGUUGUCAAGUUCUGCUGGGGUUGUCCGUUGCUACGCUGAGCACAGUCACUCACUAUGGGCUCCAUUUCACCCUCCUCAGCAACAUCUCCCUGGAGAGCAACUCCUACAGGGUCAUCCACCACACAGGGAUUUUUCUGUUUUGCUCUGGCCUUCUGCGGAUUGAUCCCAGCUGCCUGCUGGAGAUACACCCACAGCACGGAGGGACAUCUGGUGGUAAUUAAGCCGUCCAUACCGAGGUCUAUCAGAUGCGUGCUUUGUUGCAUCCAUCCUUUCCAAGAACGGGCCUGUCUUCAUCAGCUGCCUCUGCGAUGGGGUCAUCUGAAGGGAGAAGCCACCAAAACUCUCACGCGGGGCAAAGGCUUCGUCCUGAAGGCGACACAAAAUGUGGAAGACAGCAUGAUGGAUGUGUACGAUCUUGUGUACGAGGAGGUGAGGAGGAACGCCUCCAGCUUCAGAAGGCACGAGCUGACUGCCAUCCACGAAGCAUUCCUGUGCUGCGGGAAGCACUCUCCAUUUGGGGACACAGCCAAUGUUGAGACCAAGACGUGCCCAUCCAGCCAGGUGCGCGAUGUGGGACAGGACUGCCUGCAAGAGAUCCGGGACUUCCUGAAGAAGCACAUGGAUUUCGUCUCCACGCUGCUGGGCAUCGCCAUCGGCUUCACGGUUUACGGGAUGAUCCUGACUUCAUUCCUCUGGUUCUCCAUCCACUUCAGCAGCAACCUGGACCGGAAAGGCAAAUACAUCCUGCGAGAGAGGUAGAAACGCACCACCUGGGCAUCCCUACCAGGUAGAGCCAGCUCUUGGCGCAGGGAAGAUGUCUGAAGUCACCCACAAAAUCCCCCGGGAAGGCGUUGCAUGGGGUCAGACGGCGGGACAUGUGUCACGUGUUUCCCCUGUGGAAAAGGACUGAGACACGCACCUGGGCUCGGAGAUGCGGAUCUCCUCGCUGGGGGACGUAGGGGCUGUAGCUCCACAAGCAGCACGCCAAGAGCCACUUAGGACAAAAAUGGAGAGAAAAGCCCAGCACAAAUCUCAGCAUUGAACCAAAUUUCUCUUGCACUGCCAUCUGAGCAGUUCCCUGUGACCCCCAGAGAUGCAACGUUUCUAGGAAGGUGGCUUUGGAUCACAGCCCGGGACCGAUCUCUUGCUAUCAGCAAAUCCAUGGACGCAAAGUGUGUCAUUGCUGAUAGGAGAUGUGCUCUCCUAGCCUGGACACUCGUAGUGAUUGACUUUGGGCACGUCUCUGAUCAUCCUCGAGUAUGUAGGCAUCCAAUCACCGUCAACUGUUAUUCCCCUGUUUCCAAAUAUUGCCACAUUUACAGAGCUUUUUGGUAGAGAUCAGGAAAAAAAAAAUAAUCAGAAAGCAGUGCAUUGCUUUGAAGCAAAUGACCAGCAUAAGGACAGAUCCCUCUCUUAUUCCUCCUUGCUAAUGCCAUACACUGUUAUUUUUUAAUUCCUAAGAUUUAGUCAGCCUCCUAGAGCUCGAUGCCACACUGUUUUCACAGGGGCUUGUUCUACUUCCAGCUUUAUCUAGCUGUUUAUCUCGCUUCACUAGCCCACCGCGCUGCUGUGCAAUACAAAAGGACUUUGAUAUUACACAUACACGCAGGCCUGAAGUUUAAAUCUAUAAGAGAACAGGACUGAUCUCCAGCCAGGUCAAACAAUACAAAGUCCAACUCUACGUCCUCUUUACAUCACCUUAUCGAUAAUAAACAGAAAUUUAAAAAGCCUCAAUCAACUGAAGCGCUCGGCUCAGUCUCGCUCAAAGGAGGGCUCCCUGGCGUGCUCUGCCCUCGUUGCAAGGAGGCAGAGCUGCUUCUGAGCUGAAACCCGUCAUUGCAAUGGAUUUAGCACCUGCUGGAAAACCGGCUGUAAACUACGUGGCGAUGUGAAAUGUCUGUUGAACCAACAACAGCUUUCACUCCUCUCCUCCGGUGUGGCUUUUAGCCACAAAAAGCAAUAAGUAGCAAUUGUUUAUUGAGAUGAAUGCGGAACCCCCCGUGCUGAUGUUCAGGACGGGUCCUGCCCCUCAGGCAGGGGCUGUUACACGUGCAAGAACAGCAGUACAGCCCACAGCUCCUGGUUAGCGUUUUAACACGGCUGCAAAUCUCUUGUGUUGGAAAGAACUUCGUUGUGGGGCGUGGAAAGGGCUAUUGCUCCUCGUCCCGCUCCCUUGGAACCAGCGGAGCUUCACCAUUGACUUCACUGGAAGCCGGAUCAAGUUCAAACCGCUCCAGAGUAUUACUCGAGCUACCUCCUGGCGGUCACCAACACACCCCGGUCUAGCAGGGAUUUAGCGGUGACAUGCAUUUGCCGACAUACCCACUUUGUAGCAGUGGGGAAAGACUCGCUUGUGCGUAUAUAUGUACUAUUAAGUAUAUUGCUCUCUGGAGAAAGACAAUCUCCCUUGUGAGCUCCAGCUGCUAUUGUCCAGGCCACUGCUAUUGUUAUUCCUCAGGCCAGCUGGCAGCUCGUGUGACUCAUGGUUGUUUCAAUAAAGAUGAAUUUCUUGCAAAAGGCCGUCAUUCCUUCUCUUUUUCUGCCGUGCACGAGGCUGCUUGCAUUGCUCGGGGGGUUGCGUCAUGGAGAACCCUCAGUAAUUCUUUCAGUGCUGGGAAGAGACGUUCCCCAGACAGCUGGGACUCGCCUGUCCCGGCAGCCAGCGUGCCUUAGCACCCAAGAAGGAAAGGAUGGCGUUGGUCCUUUGGAGGAAAAGGAGCUGCACAUCAGACUCAUCCUACCCUCAGCCAGCUGCUGGGGCAGCAGGCAGGUACCUCGCAAGGAGCGACGCAAGCAGGAGCAGGAAAAAAA